GUUCUAUUUCUUCCCAGAAAUCUCAUCCAUCUAACAUUUCAUAUAUUCGAUUAUUUUCAACCCAUCAUAAUGAAUUCUUACGAAAAAUCUGUCCAAGAACAUGAGGCGGAGCUAAAUGACCAUAAUGCUGAUGGCGAUGCCAAGAUUAGGAAAUUGUCCAUCGAGACACUAGACAGUCAACAUUCUGAUUUAUUCGUCCGCGCUCUGGAUCGAGUAAUAUCGACUGAUCUUGCUAAACUCACAUAUGCGCAAAUCGUUGAUGGUCUUCCCCUGAUCGAUACAGUUAAUGAUAAUAUGGCUGGCGGUCUAUCGAACGGCCACCCGUUAUACGACAUGCAUGAAAGUCUAUGUGACGGCGUAAUGGAACGAACGGAAGAGAUACGCGCGACAUUCGAUCCUAAAGAGCUCAAAUUUGAUUCUCGGCUCAUAUAUGCGUAUCAAUCAGCCUCACCGGGAUCACAAGUGUUCAGAAUGCGGCUGAUCGAAAUUAUCGCCAUCGCAGUUCACCAGAUUGCAGCAAUCCUAUUCAAGCGUGACACCAGUCUCCAUAAGAAUGAUGGUAUCACAGAAUGGGUGCCUCCAAAAGAAGACAUAGUUUUUUGGCAGUUCUUACCAAAUGGCCCUCUUCCUACUCUAUUUCACCAUCCAUGCUAUACGGACUACGACCAGUACCCGGACGGUGUUGCGGACAUGGUCGGGUACUGGGCGGAAUCUCGUAUCAUAGGCGGAGUCGUCUUAUUCGACAGGGGAACGCCUGAUCGGAAACCUGACACAGACGCAGUCUUCCUCCACCCGGAUCGAGAGGAGGUCACAUAUCGAAUUUACCGGCUGCUUGAGAGCCAGAAAAAGCAGCUGCUAGAUUUUCUUUUAUCUGACACGCCGGGACCAAGCCCAUUCCCUAUUCUAGCAAGUAUGGAGAACACUCAUCGAGUGGAUCCCGAGGACGACAUUGACGAAACUGGUGUUUAUCGUGAUAUAUGGGAACGAAAGCCGCUCCCGCCUGAUUGCCCGGAUGGUCGACUACACUGCGUAUGGGAUCCAUUCAACUUCCCGAGUUGGGAUGAAUGGCAAGAGGCUAAAUGGAGGUGUAGAGAGCGAAGGAGCCGCCCCUAUUACUAAGACUAACCUCAAUCCCCCAUAGCAUACAUUAUGGGUACGGGCGGAUGUUCGAUAAUUGAAGAGAAACAUAUUAGUUAUUUAAAUAACAAGGAGCUACGGUCUUAACUAGGAAUUUACAUCAUGCACCGACUUCUAGGUAGAGUUCAAUACUUGAAGUGUCAAGAAAACCAUGAAGCAUCCUCAAUUUAGUUAUAGCGGGGUACGCACAAUACAUGACCAAAGUCUAGGACUAAGGGUCUUCUCGUAUACACGAAUGAGGCCAUCGU
Molecule: messenger RNA, 1385 nt
Organism: Annulohypoxylon truncatum
Lineage: Eukaryota; Fungi; Ascomycota; Sordariomycetes; Xylariales; Hypoxylaceae
Exons: 2
Coding region: 70-1119 (349 amino acids)
Source: RefSeq, a predicted model, not a curated record